Molecule: messenger RNA, 2301 nt
Organism: Spizellomyces punctatus DAOM BR117
Lineage: Eukaryota; Fungi; Chytridiomycota; Chytridiomycetes; Spizellomycetales; Spizellomycetaceae
Exons: 6
Coding region: 205-2094 (629 amino acids)
Biological process (GO): carbohydrate metabolic process
Cellular component (GO): extracellular region
Molecular function (GO): chitinase activity; polysaccharide binding
Source: RefSeq, a predicted model, not a curated record
AAUUUCGUUUAGUUACUUGUUAUUUUAAAGCUUACUGGAAGAUGCCAAUAUCAAGGAGGCACCGCCUUUGUCCUUAAACACUCGACUGCGGUUGCGGUCAAAUGAAGCAGCAUAUAGAUGCAGCCAUUUCGAUAAAAACAUCCCGUCAAACUGUUUGCCGUCACUUCAUUUUCCCAGCGCUCUUAACCAUACGAACUGCACAAAAUGCGCCAGACAAGGGCAGUAUUGAACUUUGCGUUGGUUGUGUUUUUGUUUUUUGUUGCCGUAGCCUUGGCUGCGCCUGCACCGCUGGCGGGGCGGACGUGGGAUGAAUCAACAACUGAGAACGAUGAUUGCAAUCAAAACGAAGAGCAGGACCAGAGUCGAUGGGAAUCAAAGGUAUACAGAGAGACCAUACAGUUUCAAGUCGCCAAUGAUCAGAUCUCUAGCACAUGGAUAGGUGGGGUGGAUUUUACUCUCAAGAUUUGGUACGACGGAUUCUGCGCACACCUACAUCUCAUCAAUCCCGCAAGCCUUCCAUCCGCUACCUGGCGACUUGCCAUCUCACUACCACCAAACUCGGAUCUCUACACCAGCUGGAGCGGAGACUAUGAGGAACUUUCAGAUGACGGCCAACAGUAUAUUGCCUCCCCACAAGACUGGAAUGCCGAAAUUGUGCCGGGUAGUAGUAAGACGACUGGAUUCUGCGUCCAGUUUCCCAGUCCAGAGGAUACGAUGGGCAUGGAACCACCACGCUUUCUACUCAAGAUGUAUGCAAACGAGGAAGAUGCGGAUAACGACUCUGUUGAGACCAUUAGCCCUCCACCGAUAUCUUUGACCACAAUUUCCGGUCCUACGCCGUCACCUUCUGGUUCGGUCACAACCACCCCAAUUCUGGCGCCGCAUACCUUAGUACCCAUCUCAUCUCAGUCGAGUGCAGUAUCUAAUGCACCGGCUGUGUCUUCCCCGAGUCCAACAUUGGUGCCAUCGGUUGUACCCUCUCCUAGCCCCAAUAGAGCGCCGAGUGCUACUCCGCCGUCUGCGUCUCCAUCUCUAUCUCCUAGUACUGCGUCUCAGCGUCCGUCUUCUACUCCGAGUCCCUCGGCAACGCCAUCAUCAACGCCAGUGCCUAUUUCCUUACCCAAUACUGACCCGUUGAUUGCCAAAGCUCAGGCAGGGAAACUAUUGGUUGGAUACUGGGGACAGAACAUUGCAUUUUCCAACCCUGUCGUUACUGGCGCCGCUGCUCCGGAAAGCGAGAUUGAUGCUUAUUGCUCAGGACCCUACGACGUUCUCAACAUUGCUUUUGCAAAUGUUUUCAAAAACGCCGAAAACACAAUCGAUAUCAACUUAUCCAGGCAUUGUGGUACCACUUUCCCAGGAAGCACAGUUUUGAACUGCCCAGAGGUAGGCCAAGCUAUCCGGCGGUGCCAAGCUCUAGGCAAAAAGGUGUUUCUUUCUCUUGGUGGCGGGAUUGCUUCGGUCGGUUUUACCGAUAUAUCUGAUGUCAAUCGAUUCACUACGGCGCUCUGGAACAUGUUUCUGGGAGGUUCCGACUCGGCUUUUGUCCGUCCCUUUGGCGCUGGCGUCAUUUUGGACGGUCUUGAUUUGGAUGUGGAAGGCGGGAGCGACUUUGGCUACGAUAUCUUUUUGCAAGAUAUUGUGAGGCUCAUGCGGGCCAGUGGAAGAACAUUCUACAUGAGCGGGGCACCCCAAUGCUUUUUCCCGGACGUCCUUCAGAACACUGCUUAUGCCAAAGGCUACUUUGACUGGCUGAAUAUUCAGUGGUACAAUAAUGCCUGUGGUAACAACGCUUAUCCCAAUCGUCCUUGGCGCGAUGCCGUCGAGUUUUGGUUCAAUUGGGCCAACACAGUUUCGGUCAACCCGAAUGUCCGUCUGCUAAUCGGGGCCCCUGCGUCAGUAGCAUCAGCCUCUCCGAUCAGCUUUGUUCCGCUCCAAGCGGCUGGUGCAUCGACCCCUAGCUUGGCCAACAUUGUUGGGACAUGGAAGAGUGAAUUUUCAUCACGAUUUGGUGGCAUUAUGCUCUGGGAAGUCACAACAGCUGAAGCAAACGGAGACUACGCACAAGGCGUUCGAGCGUUGCUGGGUGCUUAAUAACCGUCCGCACCAGAUUCUUUUAUUUAUAUUUAAAUUGUAUUUAUGUUGUACGUAAGGUUAUAUUAGUAGGAAAAUGGAGUUUAUGUGAAGUAGUAUUUAGGGGAUGGUUGAUUUUGGUGUGAGUUCUAGCUAGGAAUUUUCUACCUACAUGACACUUCUUGUGGAUAAAAAUGAUCCAAAACAUUAAACCCGACAUUUUGCCAA